This is a messenger RNA of Drosophila bipectinata, 1531 nucleotides long. It is a transcript of the gene Swt1, whose product is annotated as Swt1 RNA endoribonuclease. NCBI's taxonomy places the organism in Eukaryota, Metazoa, Arthropoda, Insecta, Diptera, Drosophilidae. Gene Ontology annotation, cellular component: nucleus. The record is from RefSeq and is a predicted model, not a curated record.
AAACGUGUCAAACUUCCAUCCCUAAUACAAAACAAGACGAAAUUAUACGAAACAAUACACAAACAAUCACAUAGCCUUAAUAUACAUAUGCUGUAGGGCGCAAAAUGUCUGGUUCAAGCGGCAGAAAUAAAUUCACUAUCCAAAUUGCAAAGCUUUUGAACGAGGACGAGCGAAACCAGUUGGGGCUGAGCAUUCGUCAGCAAAAUGGACCCAUCAUCGGCCAGCAGCCGGCGCAGGAUCGUCUUAAGCGCCUCCAAACCAAUUUGAAGCGCUUGCAAGACAAAGUCAAACCAAAUCAAGUCAGGGAGAGGGAAAAACUGGCUGUGAAACGUGCUACACGCAGUUCUUCCACAUCGGAGAAAAUAUUGACGCCUCCUGCUGAGGUGGAAACUCCAAUCCGACGCAGAUCCAAUUCAUCUGGGGCACGACGCUCCCUGGCCGGGCGUUUAACUAACCAGCAGGUACACAAAACUCCAAGGGUAUCAUCUUUGAGGAAUGCCUGGGAAAAGCCAAUGGCGUUGCUGGAGGCCAGCAAUCGUAAUCCCACCGUGAGUGCCAACCAGCGUCUAUCGCGUUUGACGGCCAGCUUGCAGCAGAAACAAAAGGAGCAAAAGGUCAAGCUGGAAAUGAACAACAACCAUGUGCCUAAUCCAGUGCUGGAACCUGGAAUCUUUGAUUGCUCAGUAAGCGAGCCAGAUGAACCCGAGCCCAUGGACUGGGAGGAAUCGAUGGAAGAUCAAUCAGAGGCUAACGAGAUACUGCUUGUGCGCCAGGCCACCGAUGAUGAGGAGCUGCCUCCCCGCCGUCUGGAUCACAUGUACUUUGUGCUCGACACCAAUGUGUUGAUGCACAAUAUCAAGUUCGUUGAGAGUUUGGUUAAGGUCGUGCUGCCAGGAACGGUGGGAAGCAUGAUCUACAUUCCGUACAUCGUCAUCAAGGAACUGGACAAGUUGAAGGCCAAGAAUGGCGACGAGAACACCAAGCGCCAACUAGCCAUUAGAGCUAUUCGUUACCUAAACACCCAGUUCGACGAGACUCUGGACAUUCAGGCACAAUCGGCUGUGGAUGCUGCAGAACACCUGAUCGAUGUCGACUGCCCGGACGACAGUAUUGUCAACUGCUGCCUGCAGCUGAAGAAUGAAGUUCCGCACAUGAUGCUCCUGACCAACGACUCCAAUCUCCGUCUCAAGGGUAAAGCCAACAACAUUGAAGUUUCCUGCCGCUCUGAUCUCAUGGCCCAAUACCAGAACGAGUUCGCAGCCGUCUCCGGCUAGCACUCGCCUGCGACUAGUCCCUGAAUCCCAUUAAUUGAUAGACUUCGUUUGUGAUAUAGGAUUCCGGUUAGAGUUCUCCACGGGGCUUGGAAUCCUACUAGUCGGGCCAUUGUACCGCUGUGCACACAAAGUACAAUAAAUAAUUUAAUAAAAAAAAUACACAUCACAUACAUUAAGUUAGCCACCCAAGAUGUUCAGCUGAGAUUUUGCGUACUUUUAAGUAUUCAAGUUUACAAUAAACUUUCAUAUAAACUGCC